Molecule: messenger RNA, 1635 nt
Organism: Megalops cyprinoides (Indo-Pacific tarpon)
Lineage: Eukaryota; Metazoa; Chordata; Actinopteri; Elopiformes; Megalopidae
Product: tubulin alpha chain
Exons: 4
Coding region: 86-1438 (450 amino acids)
Biological process (GO): mitotic cell cycle; microtubule cytoskeleton organization
Cellular component (GO): microtubule; cytoplasm
Molecular function (GO): GTP binding; structural constituent of cytoskeleton
Source: RefSeq, a predicted model, not a curated record
UAAAAACCCCGCCUCAGCCCUGCUCCCACACUACUGGCUUUUCUUCCCGAAUCCUCAACGUCGGCCAGAAGGAAAAUCUGACAAAAUGCGUGAGUGUAUUUCUAUGCACGUCGGUCAAGCUGGAGCCCAGAUGGGCAAUGCAUGCUGGGAGCUCUACUGCCUGGAGCAUGGAAUCCAGCCCGACGGGCAGAUGCCCAGCGACAAGACGAUUGGAGGAGGCGAUGACUCCUUCAACACCUUCUUCAGCGAGACCGGGGCUGGCAAACACGUCCCCCGCGCUGUUUUUGUUGACCUGGAGCCCACUGUCAUCGACGAGGUUCGCACAGGCACCUACCGCCAGCUGUUCCACCCUGAGCAGCUCAUCACCGGGAAGGAGGAUGCUGCCAACAACUACGCCCGUGGGCACUACACCAUCGGCAAAGAGAUCAUUGACCUGGUGCUAGACAGAACCCGCAAAUUGGCAGACCAAUGCACCGGGCUCCAGGGCUUUCUCAUCUUCCACAGCUUUGGUGGUGGCACUGGGUCUGGGUUCACCUCCCUGCUAAUGGAGCGUCUCUCUGUCGACUACGGCAAGAAGUCCAAGCUGGAGUUUGCUGUCUACCCAGCUCCCCAGGUGUCCACAGCUGUGGUGGAGCCCUACAACUCCAUCCUGACCACCCACACCACCCUGGAGCACUCCGACUGUGCCUUCAUGGUGGACAACGAGGCCAUCUAUGAUAUCUGUCGCAGGAACCUGGACAUCGAGCGCCCCACCUACACCAACCUCAACAGGCUCAUCGGCCAGAUCGUCUCCUCCAUCACAGCCUCCCUGCGCUUUGAUGGGGCCUUGAACGUGGAUCUGACAGAGUUCCAGACCAACUUGGUGCCCUACCCCCGUAUCCACUUCCCACUGGCUACUUACGCCCCAGUAAUCUCUGCUGAGAAGGCCUACCAUGAGCAGCUGUCUGUGGCUGAUAUCACAAACGCCUGCUUUGAGCCAGCCAAUCAGAUGGUGAAAUGCGACCCCCGUCAUGGCAAGUACAUGGCCUGCUGUCUGCUGUACCGUGGAGACGUGGUGCCCAAAGAUGUCAACUCAGCCAUCGCCACCAUCAAGACCAAACGCACCAUCCAGUUUGUGGACUGGUGUCCCACCGGUUUCAAGGUGGGUAUCAACUACCAGCCUCCCACUGUGGUGCCUGGAGGAGACCUGGCCAAGGUCCAGAGGGCCGUGUGCAUGCUGAGCAACACCACCGCCAUCGCUGAGGCCUGGGCCCGCCUGGACCACAAGUUUGACCUGAUGUAUGCCAAGCGUGCCUUUGUCCACUGGUAUGUGGGAGAGGGCAUGGAAGAGGGAGAGUUCUCCGAGGCCAGAGAAGACAUGGCAGCCCUGGAGAAGGACUAUGAAGAAGUGGGCACUGACAGCGUAGGGGAGGAGGAUGAAGAAGGGGAGGAGUACUAAUAAGGAAAAAAGUCUCCAUGGUUACUGACCCCAUAUUCCGGUCCCACAGCUACAUCCUGUUAACUGUUUACGGACUCCACCGAAUCUUGAAUGGACAAACAAUUUUAGAAACCUUCCCAAAGUGUAAACAUACAUUCCAUUUUGCAAUUAUGGUAAAAUCACUGCCAUAAAUGUCAUCAUGCUGGGUCAAAAUUUGA